This is a messenger RNA of Ahaetulla prasina, 5826 nucleotides long. It is a transcript of the gene PDE10A, whose product is annotated as phosphodiesterase 10A. NCBI's taxonomy places the organism in Eukaryota, Metazoa, Chordata, Lepidosauria, Squamata, Colubridae. The transcript is spliced from 23 exons. Gene Ontology annotation, molecular function: 3',5'-cGMP-stimulated cyclic-nucleotide phosphodiesterase activity; protein binding. Bases 818 to 3313 code for a protein of 831 amino acids. Gene Ontology annotation, biological process: negative regulation of receptor guanylyl cyclase signaling pathway; signal transduction. The record is from RefSeq and is a predicted model, not a curated record.
UCCAAAUGGCCAUCCGGCUUCUGUUUCUUUGCCUCCCCGGCGCCCUCCUGUGACUCUCGCAAACGUCCUACCUCAAACUUCCGCGGAAAGGGCGGGAGAGAGGCUCGAUGGCCAACCCCAAGGAGGAGCUCUUAGCCCGCCCCUCGCGCCCCCCCCCACCCCACCCCGUUGAUUGCAGCGGGAGGGGAGAAGCCCGGCUUCAGCUCCAGCCAGUUUCACUCCCCUGGCUGGAGGCUGAGUGGCGGCGGCAGCGGGGCUCCUGCUGGAAGCGGCUGGGCUGCUGACAGCUCCUCCCGAGCUCUCUUAGCAGCGGCGGCUACGCGAAAAGGGACAGUUUCCUGCAGCAUCGUCUCCAACGCAACAAAGCGGCUCCUCCAAUCUCCUCCUUUCCCUCCCCUCCCCUCCCCUUCUCCAUCUUCCUUUGACUUCGUGCCGCCGCCGCCUCUUCUUCCUUUCCUCAUCUUCUAUCGAACCCCUCGAGUCCCCCGCGGGCGGGAAGAAGGGGAGAAAAGGCAGCCAAGCAAACGAGAGAUGGUGGAGCCAUAGCAGUUCCCUUGGAUUGCCUACCCCGGCGGCAGCAGCAAGCGACUUGACGCCCCUUUCCUCCAUCCUGCUCCCUUCCACCUCUAAAGGCGCCACCGGUCGGCGUCGCUGGCAGCGGGGAUCGGUUCCUCCUGCAGUUCUGGUUCUCCGUGGACUCCCAAUCAAGCGGGAGGAAGAGUGGCCGCCGGCCGCCGACCGGCAGGGGCAGGGUGUUCAGGCGGCGGCAGCAACAAAGGCAUCUUUCUGUCUCCGCUCCCCUUUGCUAAGGCUAGCCAUGGAAGAUGGAUCUUCGUCGGCCAGCUGCUUUAGGCGCUUUACCGAGUGUUUCUUGAGCGCAAGUUUGACAGAUGAAAAAGUGAAGGCCUAUCUUUCUCUUCACCCCCAGGUACUGGAUGAAUUUGUGUUGGAGAGCGUUGGUGCUGAAACAGUGGAAAAAUGGCUACAAAGAAAACAAAAUAAAGAGCAAGAUGUUUCAGGUCCUAAGCAUGUCAGCAGGUACCAAAAUUCUGAUAUGGAAGGAAUGGUGUACGAUCUGAACAGCCAUUUAGAGAAACGGACGGAUACAGUAGGGAACAGUCAACUGCUCUUGUAUGAAUUGAGCACCAUCAUUCAAAUAGCUACAAAGGCUGAUGGGUUUGCACUGUAUUUCCUGGGAGAAUGCAAUAAUAGUCUUUGCAUGUUCACACCACCAAGAGUGAAGGAUGGACAACCAAUACUUGUUCCUGUAGGACCAGUUAAAUACGGCACCACAAUAUCUGCUCACGUAGCCAAAUCUAAGAAAACACUAUUAAUAGAAGAUAUUUUGGGGGAUGAACGGUUUCCAAAAGGAACUGGGCUGGAAUCAGGGACUCGUAUCAAGUCUGUACUUUGUUUGCCAAUUGUGACCGUGCUUGGAGAUCUAAUUGGUAUCCUGGAGCUUUAUCGAAAAUGGGGUAAUGAAACUUUCCAUCUCAGUCACCAAGAGGUUGCAGUAGCAAACCUUGCGUGGGUCUCAGUAGCAAUGCAUCAAGUAGAGUGUUCCCAACAUUUGCAUCAGGUAUCCAAGGGUUUGGCCAAACAGACUGAACUGAAUGACUUCCUGCUUGACGUAUCAAAAACCUACUUUGAUAACAUAGUUGCAAUAGAUUCUCUACUUGAAAAUAUAAUGAUAUAUGCAAAAAACCUGGUGAAUGCAGACCGCUGUGCCCUCUUCCAGGUAGAUCAGAAGAACAAUGAGUUGUAUUCAGACUUGUUUGAUAUUGGAGAAGUACAUGAAGGGAAGCCUGUCUUCAGGAAGACCAAAGAAAUAAGAUUUUCUAUUGAAAAAGGAAUAGCUGGUCAAGUAGCAAGAACUGGUGAAGUCCUCAACAUACCCGAUGCCUAUGCAGAUCCACGUUUUAACAGGGAGGUAGAUCUCUACACAGGCUACACAACAAGGAAUAUUUUAUGCAUGCCUAUUGUGAGUCGAGGAAGUGUCAUAGGUGUUGUGCAGAUGGUGAACAAAUUAACUGGAAGUGCCUUUUCUAAAACGGAUGAGAACAAUUUUAAAAUGUUUGCGGUCUUUUGUGCUUUGGCAUUACACUGUGCUAAUAUGUAUCACAGAAUUCACCAUUCAGAAUGUAUAUAUCGGGUAACAAUGGAGAAGCUUUCAUAUCACAGUGUUUGUACAGCAGAAGAAUGGAAAAAUCUAAUGGAUUGCAAACUCCCACCACAACUCUGCAGAGACAUUGAACAAUUUCAUUUUGACAUUGGUCCUUAUGAAGAUUUUUGGCCAGCAAUUUUCAUCUAUAUGAUUCAUCAAAGUUGUGGAGUAGGCUGGAUGAACAGAAGUCGAAAGGCUAACAAGAGAGAAGAUGGCAGUGCUAUGAUGUCAGCAUUGAGCCUUUAUAUGGAGUCUGAUAUUAUGGAGGAAGGUUUUGAUAUGGAAAAACUAUGUCGUUUCACGAUGUCUGUAAAGAAGAACUAUCGUCGAGUGCCCUAUCACAACUGGAAACAUGCCAUCACAGUUGUACAUUGCAUGUAUGUUAUUCUUCAGCACAACCAGAAGACUUUCACAGACUUAGAAAGAAAGGGUCUUCUCGUCGCCUGUUUAUGUCAUGACCUGGAUCACAGGGGUUAUAGCAACAGCUAUCUCCAGAAAUUUGAUCAUCCAUUGGCAGCACUUUAUUCCACCUCAACUAUGGAACAGCAUCAUUUUUCUCAGACAGUGUCUAUACUGCAGCUGGAAGGCCACAAUAUUUUCUCUAAUUUGAACUCCAAUGAGUAUGAACAGGUCUUGGAAAUUAUCCGCAAAGCCAUUAUUGCUACAGACCUUGCUCUGUACUUUGGAAACCGAAAGCAACUGGAAGAGUUACAACAAACAAGAUCACUGAAUCUUAAAAACCAAGCACAUAGGGAUCGCGUGAUUGGCUUGCUGAUGACAUCUUGUGACUUGUGUUCUGUGACAAAAUUGUGGCAUGUUACCAGACUGACAGCCAAUGAUAUAUACGCAGAGUUUUGGGCUGAGGGUGAUGAAAUGAAGAAGUUAGGUAUUCAACCUAUACCUAUGAUGGACAGAGAUAAAAAAGAUGAAGUUCCUCAGGGUCAGAUUGGGUUCUAUAAUGCUGUAGCUUUGCCCUGCUAUAGUACGCUUGCACAGAUCCUCCCUCCCACAAUACCACUCCAUCGAGCAUGCAGGGAAAAUCUCAAACAAUGGGAAAAGUUGAUACGAGGGGAAGAAGCUUAUGGAUGGAUACCCUCCCAAUCUAGUAAUUCUGACUCAGAAUCUUUCCCUGUGAAGAUUGUUGACUGAUCCACAUUUAAGGCUUUUUAUUCCACAAUUUUUAGCCUUUUAAAAGGAUAAACUCUGCAAAUACAAACUGUGGGAAUGCUGAGUGCAAAUUUCUUUUCUUCGGUGAUACAAUGUGAACACAAGUUUCAACUAUUCAAGCAAAAGUCGGCUUGUAAAUAUAAAAGACUGGCUUUUUAAUAGGCUAUUUUGCUGAGGCCUUAAUUUCAAAAUGAUUGGGCUGAGAAGGCUAACCUAGGCUUAGUUUUAAAUUGUGUCUUUGUGGUAAGGAGGUUUCACUGGUACUUUAGCAUACUAUUACACAAUACUGUGAUUGGCUUAAAUACCAGGUUCACCUGGGGAAGUCUUGACUGUAAUAAGACAUUUCCACACUGAUAGGGUAAAUGUUGUUGUUUGAUCUUUGAACUCCAGAAGAAAAUCUCUGGGGCAAAAACUGUCACUGAGUUUACAGUACUUGAAUUUAUCUUGCUGCAAAUGGGAGGUUUAAUUUCCAGAUACUAGUCUCCAAAAGCACUAUGAAGCAACUACUUUGUUGCACCCAUUAGAUGUUAAGAAAAAUAUAUCAGUGUUUCUUUAGUGAUUUUGUAAUUUAGGUAAAAUGUCCAUUUCUACCCUGGAAACAGAAUAUUUACCUCUGGUUGUAAGUAUCCCAUUAGGUACCUGAAGACCCAUCUUUUCAACCCUAUGGGUUGAAUUUCAAAUGUGGUAGUCUAAAUUUGUCAGGAAAAGCUAGUCAUUGUUUAAACAAAUAUUACAGAUGGAUGCCUCCAAAUCACAGCUAGUUCACAAAAAAUAGAACCUUCCAGUCAUAAUCUCCAGAAGUCACAAUGGUACUUACAUGUUCUUAUUCUGUGUUGCUCAUUAGCAGCAGGUAAACUCUGUUUUACCUUUCACUUUGAAUCUCAAUUUACCCAAAAACUUUUAAAACAAAUUGUCCAGUCUUGUAACCUGUUGCCUGUGGAACAAGAAAGCUGAUAUGUUAAACCAUUGCUCUUACAUACUGUGAAUGAAGUCUGUAUUGAUAUUGGCCCCAAUUCUGCACAAAAUUUCAUUAUGUGAUAUAUUUCCAUUUUUGUUAGGCUGUACACACUUUGAAAAUGUGAAGUAGAAAGAAAGAAAUUGAAAGAAGUAUUAUAAACCUUAGAUGAGCAACAGCACCUCUGAUACUAAUUAGAACAGGGGUCUCCAAUCUUGGCAACUUUAAGACUUGUGGAGUUCAACUCCCAGAAUUCCUUAGCCAGCAAAGCUGGUUGGGGAAUUCUGGGAAUUGAAGUCCACCAGGCUUAAAGUUGCCAAGGUUGAAGACCCCUGAAUUAGAAUAGUCCUUUUUCAGGGUUCCUUAUGAACUUGAAACAAGUUGUGGCUGCAUUAAGUUUAAGAAAUUGGUUCCUUAAAGGGGCAAUGUCUUUUUUUCUCACAGGCACACACACAAAACCCUGAAAAAAAUUAUUUUGAUGGAUAGCAGAGAGGAGUUGUGCUCCUAGGAGGCCCCAAAAAGCUUCUUCCAAAUUAGUUUUGAAGUAUGUACAGUCCUAAUGUCUAUACCUCUUUGCAGAACUGUAUUUGCAACUAUGUUAACCUUAAUUUAGUUUUAGACAAUGUAUCAAUAAGCCAUGAGGUUUAAUCCUAGCACCACUGACCUCAGUGUGAACACCUCUAUUGACUUGAAUGGAAAUCUCUCUCUCUUUCUCUGCCUCUCUUUGUUUCUCUCUAUCUCGGUAGGAGAGUCUUCCUGCUGAAGUAGGCUUCAUUCGUAUACUUGAUAUAGCAUUUAAAUGGGUCUAUCAUAUAGGCCUUCUUGGCAAAACCUUACAUAAAAUAUAUACACAUCACCACUGUAUGCCCCAUUCCAACAUUAUUCUCAAAAUGCAGACAUGUGCUGGAUCCAUAAGCUUUCAUGCGUCAUGCAACAGUGGUCGGAACGUAACUAUCAAAUGCUGAAAGAGUCAAAUGAAGAAAAUAUUGGAAAGCAAAUAGUUGAUUUAUAAACUGAGAUAUGGAUCCUAAAAUGGAUUUUGGACAAAUAACUCUUUGUUUCUUUUCUGCUUUUCAUGCAUAAGAUUACCAUGGCUACCUCUCUGGAAUAUAAUUGUAUUUUUAGCUGAUUAAUUAUGAACGAUAUUAUAUAAGUUAUUCUGUGCCAGUUCAAUGUCAUUUUAAUUGAUGAUUUUAUUGGUGAGGAUCCAAAGAAUCUGGGUUACAACUGAGCACAUACAAUAGAGAUGGGGAAACCUAUAUCCUUCUAGAUCUUGUUGAACUAGAGCUCCCAGCUGCCCUGGCUAAGGUUGCUUAUGAUGAUGAAUGAUGAGAGUAAGAGAUUAGUAGCAUGGGGGAGGGGUUUGGGAAUAGUUAUUUUCAUUCUUGGAAUAUUUUUAUUUAUAAAUGUGCACAAUCUGGUUAGAAAUAUAAUUGCACAAAAACACUAGGGCUUUUAGCAUAUGUCUAAUUUGUAGAUUUUAGUUUUGUGCCCUAACACAGGGGUCUCCAACCUUGGCAACUUUACGACUUGUGGACUU